Fraxinus pennsylvanica is the source of this 534-nucleotide messenger RNA. The record is from the annotation of a GenBank genome assembly. Lineage: Eukaryota; Viridiplantae; Streptophyta; Magnoliopsida; Lamiales; Oleaceae.
AUGACCCAUCGGUGUUCAGGGGAACAAGUGGCCGAAGUUUCAGAAGCGGCUUCCUGUCCUUUUUGUUCUGGAAGGGAACUUCUCAUUGAUGGACUUUGUACAGGAAUUGGUUGUUGCCAAAAUUCUACACCGAAAGGCCUACAGUUUAUUUGUAAUUCACUUGGAUCGUUUUAUAAUCGUACGAAUAUCUCGUCAUUUAAUCCCUGUGGUUACGGUUUUCUUGGAGAUCAGGAUGUAUUUAAAUUUCAUAAGUCUGAUUUUUCUGAUGAAAGUUUUCGGAAUAGAACAAUUGAAAAUGUUCCAAUAGUGAUCUAUUGGGCCAUUGGGAAUCAGAGUUGCAGUGACGCCAAAAAAUCUACCGAUUAUGCUUUGGCGAUGUAUGUAGAUGUGGCGAUGGUGGUGUCUGUGGGUGCGGUAGAUUGUUGUGGAAGUGGUGUGGUUAUUUUGAAGGGCUCGAUGAUGUGGCGAGGUGGUUGUGGUGGUUUCGGAGGCAAUGGUCAUGGCCAUGGCCAUGGUGGCAGGGGAUGGGAAUAG